AUGCCACCUAGUCAUACUCGCGCCACCAACGACUCUAACAAAGAGAACGCAAUGGACGUCGAUGUUCCCAAUGAAGGAGGAGAGGAAGCUGUACCAACGACGAAAAUAGAAGACGGUAUCGAACAUGAAGACUUUGACCCCAAUCAAGAUAAAGAAGAAAAGAGGUGGUUAAGAAAAGCUUAUCGAAAUUUAAUAUUACAAACUGAAGAAAAUCGCCAGGAAUAUCUCAGACCAGAGUCUGACGGACUUAAGAGGACUCUUAAGAAGGCAAACGAGUUAUAUCAAAAAGUCAAGCAAACGCAUGAAGCAACCCUUGAUUCUCGCCUGCUAGUUCUUUCGGGCGACCUCGGAGUACAGAAGGCCCGGUUGAUGCGAGUGGAUAGUAACGCAUUUGAUGCUGAUGAUUAUAUUACGAAACUUGUUACCUUCAUGGGCGGUCGUCAUAUUGACGACGAAGAUGAAACUCCGAAAUUAGACUGGAAAGCUCUUGGGAAGGUAGCGGCGGGGUUUACGGAUCGCGUACCGGCUAUGGACUUUAUGCUUGGUCCAUUGUCGGUCGAACAGAAACAGCGAAAGGCGUCUGGUCCGCGCGCUCGGCUUGAGAAAUGCAAAGAAGAUCUGAAGCGACCGCAAGAGAUUAAAGAAGGAGAUCUUAUAAGAGAAGAAAACGAGACAACCCGUAAUGUCGUCAUGAUCUACAAAAUUCUUAAAGAAAAUACCCCAAUAAACAUGUUCGAAUUCAUACUAAACCCCGAGUCGUAUGGUCAGUCCGUUGAAAAUUUGUUCUAUGUUGCAUUUUUGAUACGGGAUGGAAAGGCAUGUAUCGAGGACGAGACGGGGGAACCAAUACUAUCAAUCUGCGAACCCCCGACACAAGAAGAUUACCAGAAUGGAUUAACGAAAAAUCAACUAGUCAUGGAAUUGGAUUAUCACACAUGGAAGGAUACAAUUGAGUGCUACGGCAUCGAACGAUCAGUCAUCGCUACAAGACGGAAGAAAGCAGUGACUAAUGGAAGGUGGUAUGCCUGA
Messenger RNA from Paraglomus brasilianum, 1029 nucleotides. Lineage: Eukaryota; Fungi; Glomeromycota; Glomeromycetes; Paraglomerales; Paraglomeraceae. The record is from the annotation of a GenBank genome assembly.